Messenger RNA from Labrus bergylta (ballan wrasse), 5583 nucleotides. RefSeq names its product adenylate cyclase type 1-like. Gene Ontology annotation, cellular component: plasma membrane. Gene Ontology annotation, biological process: cAMP biosynthetic process; intracellular signal transduction; adenylate cyclase-activating G protein-coupled receptor signaling pathway. Gene Ontology annotation, molecular function: adenylate cyclase activity. The record is from RefSeq and is a predicted model, not a curated record. NCBI's taxonomy places the organism in Eukaryota, Metazoa, Chordata, Actinopteri, Labriformes, Labridae.
UGCAGCUCCCAGUCAAAUCGUCUUGACUGUGCGUUGAGUAGCUGAGACCUGUCUUAUCUUCACCUCAUAAUGCGCAGGCGUGAUCCUAUCUAAAAAAAAAGAAGAAAGAAGCUUUUAGACGUCGUGUGCGCUGCUCUCCUUGAAACGGACUCGUACAUUUUGAGAGAUUUAUUUUGAACGCGCAAGAAAAAAAAAAAAGAAGAGAAAUGAAGGAGGGUCUGGACGGUGAUUUCUCGAAACAGCAUAUUUCAACCUGUGGAUAGUGUCGGUGUGUGUGUGUGUGUGUGUGUGUGUGUGCGUGUGUGUGUGCGUGCGUGUGUGUGUGUGUGUUUGUGAAGCGCGUCUGUGGUCACCAGUUACAGGCGAUCCGGGACGCUCUGCCUCCAGCCUGCUGUGCUGCUCGUGCGCUUCUUUUCCCCCAUCGUUUGCUCCGGGAUCCGGUGUGUUUCGUUUGACCCCAAGCUGUGAGCGGGUAUUCAGUUUAUGAAUGGCACUGACAUGGAGGAAGUACCGUUUCAGAAAGUCAAAACCAGGCGGAAGAGAAGUCACUGCCCAAAGGCUGUCCCUCUGACCACCAUCGUGUGCGAGGACGAGUUCGACUGCAAGGAGCUCGAGUCUCUCUUCCAGAACUACAACCUGAAGCUGGAGCAGACAUCCACUUUAAAAGCCCUGGCCGUGCUCAUCGUCAUGUCCUCCACACUGGCCGUGGUGGAGUUGCUGUCCGUCCCCAGCCUCACCAUCUCUAAGGGGUCCCAUCCGGUGCACUGUGUGAUCUUCGUGUCUCUCUUCAUCGUAACUAACGUCAAGUACCUGCAGGUGACUCAGCUCCAGCAGAUUGUCAACCUGACGCUGCUCUUCGGCUUCACCUUUUCCUUCCUAUGCUGCCCUUUCUCCCUGGGCGCGAUGGGGGUGGACCCGCCAACGUCCCCGGAGCAGGGCAUGUGGCAGCUCAUCCUGGUCACCUUCGUCGCCUAUGCGCUCCUACCUGUGCGGACUCUGCUGGCGGUGGUGCUGGGAAUAAUGGUGUCCAUCUCGCAUCUGAUUGUGACCGCCACCUCUGUCACGAUGAAGACACAGAAACUAUGGAGAACGUUGGUUGCGAACACAGUGCUUUUCACCAGUGUCAACCUGUCAGGCCUGUUUGUGCGCAUCCUUACAGAACGAGCCCAGAGGAAGGCCUUCCUGCAGGCGCGCAACUGCAUCGAAGAGAGACUGCGCAUGGAGGACGAGAACGAGAAACAGGAGCGCCUGCUAAUGAGUCUGUUGCCCAGGAACGUAGCUAUGGAGAUGAAAGAGGAUUUCCUGAAGCCCCCAGAAAGGAUCUUUCACAAAAUCUACAUCCAGCGCCAUGACAAUGUCAGCAUCCUGUUUGCAGAUAUAGUGGGUUUCACCUGCCUGGCCUCGCAGUGCACAGCACAGGAACUGGUUAAACUGCUGAAUGAGCUGUUUGGAAAGUUUGAUGAGCUUGCCACGGAGAACCACUGUCGCAGGAUUAAGAUCCUGGGCGAUUGUUACUACUGUGUGUCCGGCCUGACCCAACCCAAGACUGACCACGCCCACUGCUGUGUAGAGAUGGGUCUGGACAUGAUUGACACCAUAACGUCAGUAGCCGAGGCCACAGAAGUCAACCUGAAUAUGCGUGUGGGCUUGCACACAGGUCGGGUGCUGUGUGGAGUGCUGGGCCUCAGGAAAUGGCAGUAUGAUGUGUGGUCCAAUGAUGUGACCUUAGCCAAUGUGAUGGAGGCUGGAGGACUUCCAGGGAAAGUCCACAUCACCAGAUCUACGUUGGAGUGCCUAAAUGGAGAUUAUGAGGUGGAACCUGGAAAUGGACAUGAAAGGAACGCCUUCCUCCAAAAACAUGAAAUUGAAACCUUCUUUAUAGUGCCAUCUCACCGAAGGAAGAUAUUCCCAGGAUUGAUUCUUUCGGAUAUAAAGCCCGCCAAAAAGAUGAAGUUCAAAACUGUGUGCUACUUACUAGUGCAGCUUAUGCACUGCAGGAAGAUGUUCAAGGCUGAGAUUCCCUUCUCCAAUGUCAUGAACUGCGAGGACGGUGAUAAGCGGAGAGCGAUGCGAACAGCUCCACAGAAGCUGAGGAACCGUACCAACACAAACCAGGCUAACUUGAUCCAGAGCAGCCCGAGAACCCGGGUCAACCGCUACAUCGGCCGGCUGAUCGAGGCCCGUCAGACCGAGUCGGACACGGCAGACCUCAACUUCCUCACACUCAUGUACAAGUGCUCUGAGCGCGAGCAGAGGUACCACCAGGUUCCUGAUGAGUACUUCACCAGUGCAGUGGUGCUCUCUCUAAUCCUAGCUGCCUUGUUUGGCCUUGUCUAUCUUCUCAUCAUACCACAGGGCACAGUGGUACUUGUUCUUCUCGUCUUCUGCAUCUGUUUCCUAGUAGCUUGUAUAAUGUACCUGCAUAUAACUAAAUUACAGUGUUUUCCAGGGUGCCUGACUAUUCAGAUCCGCACUGCUCUCUGCAUUCUCAUAGUGCUCUUAAUCUACGCUGUGGCCCAGGCCUGUGUGGUGGGCUGUAUGCCCUGGUUGUGGGGUAGUGCCAAUACCAACAGUUCCAUCAUCAUCAUCGAUGCGGACGGCGGCGCCAACCACACCAUGGCAGAGCUGCCUUGUGACGGUGCCCGAUACGCCUUUCUGUCUUGUGUGGUGGGAACACUUACCCUGGCACUUUUCCUGCGGGUCUCCUGGCUGCCAAAGAUGGCGCUAAUGCUGCUUCUGGGGGUGCUGUACAUCACCGUGCUGGAACUCAGUGGCUUUCGCAAGACAGCAGGUGGGGAGUCCUCCCACAUCUGGGGCUAUGAGCCCAUCCUGUCUCUGUUGCUCUUUGUCAGUGCCCUGGCCCUCCACUCCAGGCAACUUGACCUCAAACUACGCUUGGACUUCCUUUGGGCUGUGCAGGCCGAAGAGGAAAGAGACGGCAUGGAGAAAGUCAAGCUGGACAAUCGGAGGAUUCUCUUCAAUCUUCUGCCCGCACACGUGGCUCAACACUUCCUGUUGUCAAACCCCAGGAACAUGGAUCUCUACUAUCAAUCAUACGCACAGGUGGGUGUGCUGUUCGCCUCGAUCCCUAACUUCAAUGAUUUCUACAUCGAGCUGGAUGGUAACAACAUGGGAGUGGAGUGCCUCAGACUUCUGAAUGAGAUCAUCGCUGACUUUGAUGAGCUCAUGGAUAAGGAAUGCUACAAAGACAUCGAGAAAAUCAAAACCAUUGGAAGUACAUACAUGGCAGCAGUGGGCCUUGUCCCGACCAUUGGUACCAAGGCCAAAAAAUCAGUUUAUGACCAUUUGAGCACAAUAGCGGACUACGCCAUCGAGAUGUUUGAUGUUUUGGAUGAAAUCAACUACCAGUCAUACAAUGAGUUUGUUUUGAGAGUGGGUAUCAAUGUUGGUCCAGUGGUCGCAGGGGUGAUUGGCGCAAGGCGACCUCAGUAUGACAUCUGGGGGAACACAGUUAAUGUGGCCAGCAGGAUGGACAGUACUGGAGUACCAGGGAAGAUACAGGUGACUGAAGAGGUCUAUCGCCUACUAAAUACCAACUACGACCUGGUGUGCCGUGGCAAAGUGAGUGUCAAGGGUAAAGGUGAGAUGCUGACCUACUUCCUGGAGGGGAAGGUUCAGGGCGUGGGCACUGUAACCACUUCCUCAGUGGUGCGUUCCGCCAGCCUGGCGCGUCGGAUCCAUUCCUGUGGCAAGACUAGUGUCCCGACCAAACUGGGGAGCGUCUCCUCAUCCGCUAGCCUUGCUGCUUAUGCCAGCAUGGGCAGCAACAUGCAGAUUAACGCUGCCAACAGCAGCAACAGCCAAGCGACAUGCCUUCCUUCAUCCUGCGUGCCCGCAGUGGGUGAGGAGGACGAGGAAGAGGACGUAGAGGUUACAGGGAUUGAGAUUGGGGCUGUUGCAGAUGUGUCAGUGUAAAAAAGGACAAGACCAAAAAAAUUUAAGGAAGAAAGGAAAGAAAUCCCUGGUCUGAGGCCUAGAGGAGACAGGGCUGUCCCGGUUCUCCUUUAAAUCCUAGCCACUGGUACCAACCAGGACAUGCUCGUUCAGGAUAUGAAUAUUCUGAGAAAUAACAUGAUGAUGCAGACAAUCAUAGCAGCUCUAAGGAGUGUUUAACUGUGUGAGGGAAAAGGUGAGAAGAAGAAAGACACCCGGAAUCAAGAGUCAUCUUUUUAACAUCUUUUUUCCAGAUGAUGCAGUUUGUGGUGUUCCUGGGUUCCCACAGAUCCAGGUUUACAGUAAUGUGCAUCUUUGUUUUAUAGAACAUGCUCCAUGUACAAGGGGGUUUGGGAAAUUAAUAUCCAGAAAAAGACUGAUCUUGCUAUUGCUUUUGCACUGUCUUUCUGAAUAUGCCAAGGAAACAUUGCAUUAUCUACAGAAGAAAUUGUGUUUUUAUUUUGUUGGUGUAUGUAAGCAUGCAUGCGUGUAUUUGUGAGUGGGUGUAAGCAUGUGUGGUCAAUUCUGAAUUGUAACGAAAACAGCACAAAGUCCUUUUUUUAAAUUCUUGGAGCUCAUUGGAUGAAACUGGCUUUUUAUGACAUAUUUACAUUCAAUAGUGCAUGACUUUUGAAUUGUUGACAGCCAUAGUUACAGUACUCCUGUUGAAAUAAAACCAAAGUAUUGAGCUUUCAUUAGAUCUUUAGUGUUACAGCUUAUGUUGCCUCAUCACACAACACAGCGAGAGAGAGAGAGAGAGAAAAUGUUGCAGUAUUCUUGGACACAUUUUGUACGUGGGACGUCUUCAAACAACUUUAAAAGUGACUUUUUAACAGAGAGAAAUGUACCUGAACUGCAAUUAUUCAUGAGGGUUUAAUUUAAUAUUGCAUUAAAGGCUGAUGAAUGGAGCAAAGGAAGGUGUUUAGUCCUCAAAGUAUUUCUAGUUGUAGUGCUGCUAUGAAAUAAAUUAAAGCCAAACUGGAUUAGUGACAAAGUAUGAUUAACAUUGCAUAAAGGACUAAUACACCCUUAUGUAGGUGCAAACAUACAUGUGGAAAUCCAGGAACGCAUACAUCAACAGAGAGGAAAUCACAUACAGGCACAAACAAUAAGCACACAGCUUCUACAAAUGCACAAUGUAGUCCUUUAGCCAAUGCCUUUCAAAUGCUCCAUGUACAUUGACACAUCUCUUGAGGCAACAGAAGCUUUGGUGCAUCAUCCAGCUAUACUGUCGUCUUGCAGACAUUUAUCACUAUACUCCAGCUUCUUUGAUAAACUCGAGCUUCAUUUUGGGAAUUCCUCAUAAAAUGUAAGCUUUGGCACGUCUCUUUCCUCAAAUACAGUUUCAGAAAUGUGAGGCGCUUCAGAUAUCUUUAUAGCCUGUAUCUUUAGCAUCAUAGAACUUUCACUUUAUCUGCAAAAGUGUAAUUUCAUCAUGUUUCAAGUUUUUGCCUUAUUAAAUAAGCUUACAGUGAUUGCAACCUGCCUUUUUAGAUAUAUACACUUUGAUAUGCAGAGCAUACCUUUUUGUAAAUAGCCAAAAACUGCAAACUAUGUUGUAUCUUGUACAGUGUAAAGUUGGUUUAUUUGAAUAUUUUGUAAUAAAGACAAUAUUGGUGUAUAAAAUAA